AUGGAGGAAACACGAGAUGCGACCCAGGGCCAAGCAGAGAUGGUCGAGUCAUCAAAUGGCACCAAGAUCGAAGCUGCCUCAGGCGCCCGACUGUACAUGAUGCUGGCCAGUCUGACCAUGGCAGCGUUCCUCGUCAUGCUUGAUACCUCCAUUGUCUCCACGGCCAUUCCGAAAAUUACUGACGAAUUCCACUCCCUUCAUGAUCUCGGUUGGUAUGGCAGUGCAUACCAGCUUGGAAGUGCUGUCCUCCAGCCGCUGACCGGAAAGGUAUAUCAACACUUCAGUCUCAAAUGGUCGUUCAUCUCCUUUUUCGCGGUCUUCGAAAUCGGAUCGGCGCUCUGUGGUGCCGCCCAGACCUCUGCCAUGCUCAUUAUCGCCCGAGCCAUCGCUAGUAUCGGUGCUUCGGGUCUGAUCAAUGGUGCAAUCUCCAUCAUUGCCAGCUCGUUGCCCAUGGAGAAACGGCCUAUUGCCAGUGCCAACUGGAAUCAUGAUGUCCAUCUGGUAGGCUUCUAUAUCAACUUACCCCUUGGUUGCCUGGUUGCGAUACCACUGGCCUUGAUGCACAUCCCAGAGCAGAUCGAGAAGGAAAAGCCUCUGGUAGUGCUCCGUCAGCUCCAUCGCCAUCUGGAUCUGGUCGGAUUUGUCCUCUUUGCACCGGCUGUCAUUCAGCUGCUCCUUGCAUUGCAAUUCGGAGGGCACGGCUUUGCCUGGAAGUCAUCUCAAGUCAUCGGCUUAUUUUGUGGAUCCGGAGCUACGUUCAUUCUCUGGUUCAUCUGGAACUACCACCAGGGCAAUGAUGGACUCCUGCCCUUUCCCGUUAUCAAGCGUCAGGUUAUCUGGGCAAGCGGAGCCAACUAUACCUUCGUCAUGUCGAAUCUGCUGGUAACGGCUUACUUUAUACCGGUUUACUUUCAAGCAGUCAAGGGUGUGGAAGCCAUCACCAGUGGAGUCUAUGUUCUGGGCAUGGUCCUCCCUCAGAUGUUGGGAGUCGGCAUCAGCAGCUAUCUCCGUAAGGCUGAUUUCACCGGCAUUUGCUUCUGCGCUGAAAUCGCUGACCCUUUCACAGUGGGGCUUGUCCGCUACAUCCCCCCGUUUUCCAUAUUUUCGGGGUUUCUCGCUGCCAUUGGCACUGGUCUGUUUGGGCUCCUCAAGCCAGACACUCCGACUGGCCACUGGGUUGGGUUCAUGAUCAUCACGGGCCUUGGUCGAGGAGUAGGCUUUAUGAUGCCCCUGAUGGCCGUCCAAAACGUCACGAAUGCAGAAGAGCUCACUGCCGCCACCGCAUUUAUUGUCUGGGCCCAGUACAUUGGCCCAACCAUUUUCCUCGCUGUGUUCAACGUCAUCUUCGACACUGGCCUCCGAUCGGGGAUUACCAAAUACGCGCCCAACGUAGAUCCUGCAACAGUCACCGCGGCUGGUGCAACGCGCUUCCGAAAGAUCGUGGAUCCCAAAGACUUGGCAGGCGUUCUCUUUGCCUACUCGUACAGUCUUGAUCGGGUGUUCUACAUCUGUGCAGUUCUCGCUGCACUGGCUAUGCUCACUGCCUUUGGCAUGGGUUGGAAGAAACUCGCCAAGAAGGAGAGGAGGAGGAGGAAGAAGAGCAAGAAGAGCAAGAAGCCUGUGCCGGUCGAGAUGUCUGACAUGACACCUACUGCGGCCGAGGAGCGAUCUGUCGAGAACGAGCAGAUCAAGGUCUGA
Messenger RNA from Thyridium curvatum, 1698 nucleotides. RefSeq lists its product as uncharacterized. Bases 1 to 1698 code for a protein of 565 amino acids. Gene Ontology annotation, biological process: transmembrane transport. The transcript has 8 exons. Lineage: Eukaryota; Fungi; Ascomycota; Sordariomycetes; Thyridiales; Thyridiaceae. The record is from RefSeq and is a predicted model, not a curated record. Gene Ontology annotation, molecular function: transmembrane transporter activity.